Messenger RNA from Capsella rubella, 2429 nucleotides. Its product is annotated as long chain acyl-CoA synthetase 1. Gene Ontology annotation, molecular function: long-chain fatty acid-CoA ligase activity. The coding region runs from base 287 to 2275 and encodes 662 amino acids. Gene Ontology annotation, cellular component: membrane; endoplasmic reticulum. The transcript has 18 exons. The record is from RefSeq and is a predicted model, not a curated record. Lineage: Eukaryota; Viridiplantae; Streptophyta; Magnoliopsida; Brassicales; Brassicaceae. Gene Ontology annotation, biological process: fatty acid metabolic process; wax biosynthetic process; cutin biosynthetic process.
CAAACAAACCAUUUCUCAGCAUCCCCAACUUAUCUUCUUUCUCUUUUUUUUUUUCUCUCUCUUUCUCUCUCUCUCUCUCUGAUCAUUUCUAAGAGAUUCAUAAACUAAGCAAAAGGUUAGAAAGCAAAGCUAUUUCUAAAUACUGGAAGAAAAAUUACAAUUAUUACCCGGCCUGUCGGAUUCAGACGAGUGUGAUCUGAAGAACAUCUGUAAACUACAACGUACUCUGUCAACUAAAGAAAAGGGGAUAAAAAUAAGAGAGAGAGAGAGAGAAGUAGCUAGAGAGAUGAUCAUGAGGCCUUUUGCGGCGAAGGUGGAAGAGGGAGUUAAAGGGAUAGACGGAAAGCCGUCGGAAGGUCCGGUGUAUCGGAAUCUUCUUUCGGAAAAAGGUUUUCCUCCGAUUGAUACUGAUAUCACCACUGCUUGGGACAUUUUCAGGAAAUCAGUGGAGAAAUUCCCGGAGAACAAUAUGCUUGGAUGGCGUCGUAUUGUUGAUGAGAAGGUUGGACCGUAUAUUUGGAAAACGUACAAGCAAGUCUACGAAGAAGUUCUCCAGAUCGGUUCUGCACUACGAGCCCUCGGAGCUGAACCUGGGUGUCGAGUGGGGAUCUACGGAAUUAAUUGUCCUCAGUGGAUCAUAGCAAUGGAGGCUUGUGCAGCUCAUACUCUAAUCUGUGUACCUCUUUAUGAUACAUUGGGCUCAGGAGCAGUCGAUUACAUUGUAGAGCAUGCGGAAAUCGACUUUGUGUUUGUCCAAGACACCAAAAUUAAAGGACUGCUCGAGCCAGAUUGCAAAUGUGCUAGACGGCUAAAAGCUAUAGUUUCCUUCACUAACGUGAGCGACGAGCUUAGCCACAAGGCUUCAGAAAUUGGAGUCGAAACACACUCUUGGCUCGAUUUUCUCCAUAUGGGACGUGAGAAACCGGAAGAGACGAACCCGCCUAAGCCGUUUAACAUAUGCACCAUUAUGUACACGAGUGGCACGAGCGGUGACCCUAAAGGUGUGGUUUUGACUCACCAAGCGGUCGCCACUUUUGUUGUUGGGAUGGAUCUCUACAUGGACCAAUUCGAAGACAAGAUGACACAUGACGAUGUGUAUCUCUCCUUCUUGCCGUUGGCUCAUAUUCUUGACCGUAUGAAUGAAGAAUACUUCUUUCGCAAAGGCGCUUCAGUCGGCUAUUACCAUGGAGAUUUGAAUGUGUUACGUGACGACAUUCAGGAAUUGAAACCGACUUAUCUAGCUGGAGUUCCAAGAGUGUUUGAGAGAAUCCAUGAGGGGAUUCAAAAGGCUCUUCAAGAACUUAACCCAAGAAGGAGACUUAUCUUCAAUGCUCUCUACAAACACAAGCUUGCGUGGAUGAAUCGUGGAUACUCUCAUAGCAAAGCUUCACCCAUGGCUGAUUUCAUUGCUUUCAGAAAGAUUAGAGACAAACUGGGAGGUCGCAUCCGGUUGCUAGUAUCUGGAGGAGCACCUUUAAGCCCUGAGAUUGAAGAGUUCUUGAGAGUUACUUGUUGUUGUUUUGUCGUCCAAGGCUACGGCCUAACGGAGACGCUUGGAGGUACGGCUUUGGGCUUCCCGGAUGAGAUGUGUAUGCUCGGGACAGUCGGUAUUCCGGCGGUUUACAACGAGAUACGGCUUGAGGAAGUGGCUGAAAUGGGCUAUGACCCUCUCGGUGAAAAUCCGGCAGGGGAGAUCUGUAUAAGAGGACAAUGUAUGUUUUCUGGGUAUUACAAGAAUCCUGAACUCACUGAUGAAGUCAUCAAAGAUGGAUGGUUCCACACAGGAGACAUAGGUGAGAUUCUUCCAAACGGAGUACUCAAGAUCAUUGACCGGAAGAAGAAUCUGAUCAAACUAUCUCAAGGAGAAUAUGUUGCUCUCGAGCAUUUGGAAAACAUCUACGGGCAAAACUCUCUUGUCCAAGAUAUAUGGGUUUAUGGAGACAGCUUCAAAUCGAUGCUUGUCGCGGUGAUUGUUCCUAAUCCCGAAACCGUGAACCGGUGGGCUAAAAAUCUAGGUCUUACUAAACCAUUCGAAGAACUCUGCUCUCUCUCGGAGCUAAAAGAACACAUAAUCACAGAACUCAAGUCCACAGCAGAAAAGAACAAGCUAAGGAAGUUUGAGUACAUCAAAGCUGUGGCGGUGGAGACAAAACCUUUCGACAUAGAGAGGGACUUAGUGACUGCGACGCUCAAGAAUCGGAGGAACAAUCUUCUUAAAUAUUAUCAGGUACAAAUCGACGAAAUGUACCGCAAAUUGGCGUCAAAGAAAAUCUGAAAGUGUUGAGAUGAUGUGUGUGUUAUUAUGUUAUUUGCAUGUAUCAAUAAUUGAUAGAAAAGCCUUAUGCUGCGUUGUCUGCUUUGUGUGUAAUAUGCUAUUUUUAUCUUGUAUGACAAUUUCCAUCAUAAUUAUUAGUUUUUUUUUUUUUUAA